Messenger RNA from Dreissena polymorpha, 6620 nucleotides. Its product is annotated as hemicentin-1-like. Bases 995 to 4243 code for a protein of 1082 amino acids. Lineage: Eukaryota; Metazoa; Mollusca; Bivalvia; Myida; Dreissenidae. The record is from RefSeq and is a predicted model, not a curated record. The transcript is spliced from 21 exons. Gene Ontology annotation, biological process: cell-cell adhesion. Gene Ontology annotation, cellular component: cell-cell junction. Gene Ontology annotation, molecular function: cell adhesion molecule binding.
AGAAAGUGGAGCUUAUAUUGAAUGAUCGCGUAGUAACAUAAUAGUACAAGGAUCCACGCAACAUGGGCUUAGUACUUGGGCAAACCGAAAAAUGACAAGCUUUUUACAAAGCUUGAAUUAUAUGCUACUGCGGCGUGUUAACGGGGUAGUCUGUGUUUGUACAAUGUGCACGAUUUCCGCAAGCUGAAAGAAUACAUGUGCACUAAGUGUGUGGCGAAAGAUUGUAGAUUACUAUUUAGGCACAAGUUAGGAGUGAGUGAUCGUGUUAAUUGUGUUUUUUUUUUCUUAAUACGAGUUUACAAGUAACUUCAGGGAAUUUGAUAUUGAAAAGUGCAUCUUAUUGGGUGAUUUUUUAUGAAAUGUGUGUAGUUGCAUUUACAAAAUAAAAUAGAAAAGGAUGUGUGUAUUCACCAAAGUGUAAAUAUUAAUUUUCCGAGCUUGUGGAUUUAUUUAUUCGUGGAUGGAUUAUCAGUUGAUGUGGGCUUAAUUGCACACCACAAUUUAAGGCAACAUUUGGACAUAUAUUUACAAGAAGCGAGUCUGGCCAGAAUAUUCGACUAGUAAAUGGGUCCAUGCCUAUCCAGGGGCGUCUCGAGGUUUUCUACAACAACACAUGGGGAACUGUAUGUGAUGACGGCUUCACUAGUUUAGAAGCAAAAGUUGUGUGUCGCAUGCUGCGAUUCACCGGAAACCUGUUCGCAGCCGCAGCCUUAAAUAGUGCCGCUUAUGGACAGGGUACUGGCCCUAUAUGGCUGGAUGACGUGGCUUGCAACGGUACCGAGUCGUAUUUGUCCAACUGCCGGACAAGAAACUGGGGCGAGCACAACUGUGGUCAUAACGAAGAUGUCGGAGUAGAUUGUCGAAGAACCUGUUGACGUUUGAAGUCCAGCAUUUGGCCGCUUAUGGACAGGGCACCGGUCCUAUAUGGCUGAAUAACGUGGAGGGUAAUGGUAACGAGUCGAAUUUGUUCAACUGCCAGGCCAAUAACAGGGGCAUGCACGACUGUCGUCAUAGCGAAGAUGUCGGAGUGGAUUGUAACUUUAGUCCAUCUGUUUCGAUAAUUGGCAAUCGGCCGGUGAAUGAAAACAGCAGCAUAACUCUUGGUUGCCAACUGUCAACAUGCUCCACUUCCUCGUGUUACUACAGAUGGUCUGCAUCGGAAGCGAUAUCCGGAUACACAGAUAAACAAAACAUAACGUUAACAAAUAUAACACGGGACUGGAAUGCGGCGACAUUGUAUUGCCAUGUCACCGCCGUCAAUGGGUUAUCCUACACUAUUAGAUCAACCACAAUGAACGUACAGUAUGGUCCAUCGUCAGCUAACAUAUCAGUCAGUAGCCCAUGGACAUUGACUGAGAACACAUCACCCCCUACUGCCAUCACUUGUUCAAGCCCCGUCUGCAACCCCAGCUGCAAUGUCAAAUGGUUCAACGGUUCAACCCAAAUACUUAGCACAACGCUUUUUAGCACAGCAGUCCGUCGAUACUUCGCAGGAUUUUACACGUGUAAUGUUUCUAAUGCAGUUGGAUUUUGGACUGUACAGCUGAAUCUUAUCGUCAACUACGGACCGUCGGAAAUGUCCAUUACUCCCUCCGAAGAAAAUCAGACCUUAGUGGAAGGCGCCAGUGCUCAGAACAUAAUAUGCAGCGUAUGGGACUACUUUCCGUCUUGCCGCGUGCAAUGGACGCUGAAUAAUAUUGUCAGUCAGGAAAAAAGCGUAAGAGGUGGAAGAAUUGAUCUGUUACUGUUCAAUAGAUCUGUUACUAGAAACGACACAAACAUAUACAGGUGUACGGCCAAGAACUUGGAAAGCUUCAUUGAGAUAAAAAGGGAGAAAACCCUGAACUUGACCGUGCUUUAUGGUCCCGAUGCCGUGGAAAUAACGCCAACAGAUGCAACCAUUCGUGUCGUUGAAGGCCAAAGUAUAAGUGUGAUAUGCACAAUUAGGAACUGUUUUAAGGAUUGCAUUAUGCAAUGGACGCGUUCAUCCAGCAUCUUUGUACCAUCUCAAAGCGUAACGUCACUUCCGCUUUUUAGCUCUAUGUACAAAAUUGAUCGCCAAAUGUCUGGUACAUACGUUUGUAUUGGCACAAACAGAAACAGUUUCAAAAUAGUAAACAACAGCAUGGCUCUUGACGUGCAGUAUGGCCCAUCGUCAGCCACCAUAUCUGUCAGUAGCCCAUUGGCAGUGACUGAGAACACAUCGCCUCCCACCGCCAUCAUUUGUUCUAACCCCGUAUGUAACCCAAGCUGCACUGUACAAUGGUUCAACGGUUCAACUCAAAUUCUUACCACAACGCUUUUUAGCACACCGGUCAGUCGAUACUACGCAGGAUCGUACACUUGUAACGUUUCCAAUGCAGUGGGAUUUAGGACUAAACAGCUGGAUCUUAUCGUUCAUUAUGGACCUGAUACUGUGGACAUUGCGCCUACACAAUCAACCAUUCAAGUCGUAGAAGGCUACAGUAUACAUUUGGUAUGCACAAUACGGAGCUGUUUUAAGGACUGCAAUUUGAAAUGGACACAUUCAUCCGGCUUAACUUCACCAUCUCAAAAUGUAACGUCACUUUCGCUUUUUGAAUCCACGCAUACAGUCAAUCGUCAAGAGGCUGGUAUAUUUGUAUGUACGGGCACAAAUAUGCACACUUUAAAAACUGCAAACGACACUAUGACACUUGACGUACUUUACGCACCUGAUGUGACGCUACAUUGGGACGAAGGCGAAAAGAAGUUCACAUGUACAGCCGAAGGAAAUCCCGACAAUAAUACUUUCCACGCCCUUGAAUUCCGCAUAUUAGGCUCUCCGAUCAGAAACAUCAGUUUUCAGUCGGGAACAGGCAGGUCACGUUAUGCAGUGCUUAAGGAACGUAGUUACCAAGACAAAGGAACUUACACGUGUACAGUAGAAAAUGGAAUUCUCAAAAAUGGCGCAAUAAAACAUAGUUACACGUUGGAAGUGGUGAUAAAAGACGUCCCAAUUUUGUUGGAACACAUUAGAACGUAUAACGUAUCAAAAGGCGACCCACUGAACGUCACCAUUCCUGUCUACGCCUUCCCAGCCGUCCCGAGAACCGGCAUUGUCAUCAAGAUGGGAGAUCGUAUAAUGAGUGCCUCAGACAAUAUAACUGUUAACUUAGAGAACGGUACCGGCUUGGUGUUUUUUCACAACCUGCAAAUAACAAGCGAGAUACAAACGCUGUCAGUGGUAAUCAAUGCGACGCAAGAAGAGAUCUUCGGGCAUUGUAUUGUGACCUUCACAAAUGCCGUUGGUACAACAACAGCACAUUUCGCUCUUUUCCCACAAGGACCACCCGACUCACCGGCGCGUUUCGAGCAACAAUCGACAACGUACAAUAGCGUUACGUUUUCCGUCGAAUCCGGCUUUUUCAAUGGCGGGGAUCAAACACUCGUCCUGCAGUACCGGCGAGUGAACAGCAACUCUUUAUGGGCGAACGGCUCGGUAGCUAACGCUGGCAAGAAGAAGCAUGUCGUUGUGGCGAUGACGGUAACUGACCUUUCGCAAGUUACCGACUACGAGUUCAGAGUCUAUGCCUUCAACGUGUAUGGUCAUAGCGAGUACUCGGCUUUGGUCCAAAUCGCAACAUUUCUACAUGUUGGAAUGGUCGUUGGUAGUGUAACAGGCGGCACUGCAGGCGUCGUUCUGAUCUUGGUGAUUAUGUGCGCUGUGUACUUGAAAAAGAAGCGCGAUAAGAAGCCACCACAAACUGUUACGUUUACAAACAUUCUAGAAGAGCCGAAAUGGCAAGGACAUGCAGAGGGAAAUGUAUAUACGGAGUGUUCAUCCGAAAACAUCUACAUGAAUACCAAUGCAACUGAAAUACAAGCGUCUAUUGACAGUAAUCGAUGUUUCAAAGCCAAAGCCAAUUCAAACGACGAAGCUGACUACAUGAAUGUGGCUAAGCAAUUGGGUAAACCAAAUGAUGACGAUAUGAGUGAGGAUGACCACGUGUAUGAUUUAGCACAAAUGUCUAUCAAAACAGCGUUGGAACAAGGGAGUAUCAACAUAAAUGUACCGAAAAAGUCUUCAAAUACCCCUUCUGCAGCGUGGUAUGCGAAAAGCGUACCUAUAGACAAGGAAGAAGAUGUUGAUUCCACAAUGGACGCACACAGAAAACCAGCUGAUCAGAUUUAUGAUAACAUCCGACUAACGCCGGGUCAAACUAAACUAAAGAAGACGAAGAAUAUUGACGAAUUUGAAUAUGAUUACGUGACAUUGCAGUAGAUUCACGGAAAAGCACCCCUAAUUACCAAGCCACCGAACCAUCCUCAAAAAGUUCUGAUGAAGUGGACUACGAGAACACCUUUUGAAAGAGGAUGAAUAAAUCAACUUAAAAAAAAACGCUUGAGCAAUUUAAUACGUGUAGGUGUAAAACAUGUAUUCAGUGACCUGCAUCGAUCUUAAACCGUGCAUCAAUUUUACUUUGCCCUUUGACCGAUGAUUUUCAUGUUCAUACAUUCUAUAAAAAAACACAGCGAUUAAUACGAUUCCUAACGAUCAUGUGAUCGGUGUGUGUUUUUACUUCGAAACACGAGCUGUCAAAUGACAUAACUUGUCAUUAAUUAAUUGAUUUUGAUUUGUUUGAGCGUUGUAUAUCUAGUGUAAAUAAAUACCCUUUUGUAGAACUUUGCACUUCCAUUUCAUCGAGUCAUACAUGAAUUAGAUCUAGAAGUUAAAUUUUAAUUUAUAUUGACGUUUGUGAUAUAACAUAUGCAUUUCGUGUAACAUUAUAAUGCCAUGUUAAAUUUUCUUGGGCAUUGACAUUCAAAUAUUGUUGAACUAUUUGCGAACGUAUUACAUUUUACGAAAUUCAUCAUUCCAAACCCGUAGUGACAUAACCAUCUUCUUAACAAUAUGGGAACUUAAUACUGUAGAGUCAAUAAGUGCACUCAACAUCUUUUAAAACUUGUUACUUUUUUGUCCUCAAAUUUGAAUCGCCAAAAAUACACGAUAUUUUUUCAGAUAUUUGUCACAUCUUCAUAUCCAUUUGCGAAAAUAUGUUUUAAUAAGAUUUGAAAGAAUCACUUAUCCGUAACGUGUUACUCACUUUUACAUUACCAGUCCAAGCAUAAGCGGCGCCAGAAUUUGACUUUAAUUUACUCAGAUUAAAAUUUGGGCCACAUCUAAGAAAGAUAAACAUUCUGCCCAAGUGUUUGACUAAGUAAUACAUGAAGCUUCUAAUGCAAUUGUUAUCAAAGAAUUGACCUUGCGAUAUAUUUUUACCCCAUAUAUUAAGAUUCAAAAUCCUCCUAGUAUUGUCAUUUUAUUUUUAAGAUUGGAUUUCGAUUAAUCGUUGAGCAAGGUUAGUCAUUAAUUUUACUUGUAAAUUGGUCACAUUUUUUAUAGUGUUGACCUCAUCGAAAUAGAUUUGAACUUGCCCUAUAUAUUUUCACGAUAAACAUUCUGGUCAAUUUUCAUCAAUAUCUUGUUUCUUUUAUUGAUAACGAUGUAAAAUGAAAAUUGAGGAUUACAAGAUUGUUCUAAUUUUUGACCUUGUGACUUUGUAUAUGACCCCCACUUGACAAAAUUUGAACUAGGAUAUGAUUGAUUCAACUAAAUAAGCUGCGAAGAUUGUUGUAGUAUAGAAUUUCCAAUUCGGUUCGUAAAGGAGAACAAUGAGAGAUAACUAUAUAAGCUUCUGUAUUAUAAUUUAGGUCUCUAUGUAUUGAUCGUGAACUUUUUAGCUCAUGUGUUAAUAAUUCAUUUAUUGAUUUUGUGUGUUUCUAACUUUUGAAUUCAAGCGUUAACUUAAAUACAGAAAUGGAACUAGCCUAACGUUUAGUAUUUUUCAAUUAAAAUUAACUCAACAGGUUGGGUAUUGAUUUUUCUUUUUGAUAAAAUGUAUUGUUAUUUGCCUUGGCUUUGCUUUUUAUUAAUUUUAUGUGUUCCUUUAGAAAAAUAAAAGAAAUAGUACAGUUGGUGAAUGCAUAUUAUUGUAUUAUUGCUACUUGUAAAUGAAUGUUUUUAAGUAAUACUCAAGACUAUAACACUGAUUAAUUGUGAGAGAAAAUGACGUUUAUGUACAUAUUUUGAGCAUAUAUCGAGCGUAGUUUAAGAUAACAGAGAAUAUAUGUAUUUAUGUGUGAAACCAACAAGUAAUCUGGUCAAGUAAUUUAUGUACAUGUUUAUACUUAUUAAACGUCUUUACUGCUUUAAAAUAAAUAGUAUUAUAAGGCUUUUUUGUUUAUUAAACAGGAAAUUGUAUAAUAUUAGACCGUAUUUCAGUAUUCCCCGUUUUAUGUUAAUCCUUUUUAUUGUUGAAUUGUUGAUAAGCGAUAUCCAUGAAUGCUAUAUAAUAUGUUUACGUAUGUAAUUAUAGUAUACACACGUUAACUUCAAGUCGGAUGAAAAGCAUAAAAUUUAAAAAAAUGACAGCGUCGAAUAAUAAAUGACAUGUUACACAACAUUUUAUUGGAUGUUUAACGUUAGAAUAUGUUAAUGAUUGUUUAAUGUAAGAGCUUAAGAAUGUUAAUACAUCAGGUAGUGUUUUGUCCGCACUUCAUUUUGUUAUGUGUGUAUCGUUGUAUAAUAUACUGUAUUUUCAUAUGCACGCUACUGAUUUUCUUCAAUACGUAUCUUUUUAAAUUUGAUAAUAAAUACU